AUGAGUGAAAUUGACCUUAAUCUUAAAAUUAAACUCUCUAAUGAAAACUUAUACUUGAAUUAUGAGAAGUGCAUUCAAGAAUAAGAUUUGUUUAAGAUUAGCAAAUUUUAAUCAUCAUCUUAGAACUACAUUGUCUUUUUAAGAUCCCCACAAAUAGUUCUUGAGGACAUCAACUCAUAGGAUGGAUAUAUAAUUGCUUAGCGAGAUAUAUCAUUUGAAGUUGCGCAACCCUUUCAUAGGAUACUAAAGUUCUCAACCAAUAAUGCUCAGAAAUUGAUGAAGCAUAUAAUCAAGUCUACCAGUUACUAAUACGACAAAGAUAAGUUAAUAUAUAAAAUGAAUUUCGAUUAUUCAUAGAUCUAAAAUCUUCCAGCAAGAUAAAAUAAAAACAGUUUGAUCAACUCUAAGGUAGAUCAAACUUACACAACCCAAGAUUAUACUCUAGACACUUUGGCUGAUCAUCAGAUUAACUCGACCUUGCAGAUCCAAGAUUUGACUUAAUCAUAUCCUCAACAUGAAAAUUGGUCUAACUUUAUUAUCUUGGACAGCAAUAUACAGUGCCGCUUAAAGCUUAUUUAACCUCGCUUGCGAUUCUAGUCUUGCAAAAACAUAGAUAAAUCAGUGUAGAAAGAUUUAUCAUUCAUAGAAUUAGUUUAGCUUACGAAGUCUUAAUUUCAUCAAUGGGAAACUUCAUUUCUGGAUGCUUCUCAAUUAAUGUGA
Stylonychia lemnae is the source of this 720-nucleotide messenger RNA. Lineage: Eukaryota; Ciliophora; Spirotrichea; Sporadotrichida; Oxytrichidae. The record is from the annotation of a GenBank genome assembly.